Durusdinium trenchii is the source of this 618-nucleotide messenger RNA. NCBI's taxonomy places the organism in Eukaryota, Dinophyceae, Suessiales, Symbiodiniaceae. The record is from the annotation of a GenBank genome assembly.
AUGCAGAUUCUUUGUUCCGGGAUCUGGAUGCCCUUUUCUUUGACAGCUGGGCACGUCCUGGUGUGGAUCUUCAACCUGAGAUUGCGUCCAUAUGUGACAAGUGGAAGCAGAAGCAGCUCAGCAGUGAGGAGGUUCAGUCACCACAGAUGGACAUAUGGCUGCAAAGUCUGUUGGAUGAGCUUCAGAAGGUGUGGCUGUCCUGUUUCGGCCACAUUCUGCAUCAAGAUUUUUGUGGGAGACUUGGAAAGCUUCUUCGCCAUGCAGGUGGUUCAAUCAGAAGCAGGGACAGCUGAUGGCCGUAUACAAGGGGAGGCCAACAUUUGGAAAUUGCAGCCACAGAUAGCUGAUCCUCGCCAGAAUUCUUCUGUGUGUAUAGUUUGUGUAGACUUGCUCAUACUUCGCAUGUUCUGCUUGCAAGGAUGGGUGGCGCUUGCAUUGUGGUGCACCGAUUGGCAUAUCAACAAGCAAGACGCAUCAGGCUGGCAACAUCUGGCAACAAGCACAUCGAAAGCAGCUGCCUUUAGCAGGGUGCUUUCUCAGGUGUCAAGAAAGAGCGCGGAAAAGAAAGGUGGUAUGAUGCCAAAGAAGAGCUUGGUCCCUAUCUGGUGGCAUUUCUGA